Messenger RNA from Empidonax traillii (willow flycatcher), 1965 nucleotides. RefSeq names its product DDB1 and CUL4 associated factor 8 (gene DCAF8). The record is from RefSeq and is a predicted model, not a curated record. Lineage: Eukaryota; Metazoa; Chordata; Aves; Passeriformes; Tyrannidae. Gene Ontology annotation, cellular component: Cul4-RING E3 ubiquitin ligase complex; cytoplasm. The coding region runs from base 1 to 1965 and encodes 654 amino acids. The transcript has 12 exons. Gene Ontology annotation, molecular function: protein binding.
AUGACAACGCCGGAGCGCUGCCGUAAAGCGCGGCGGCAGUCCGGGGCCCGCGGUGUCGCGCGGGCGUCGCGCGGUGCCGUCGGGCGGCCCGGCGGGGGGCGGGGCUGUGGCGAUGGCGGCGCAGGCCCGGCCUGGGCCCGGAGCGGGAGCGGCCGGGGGGGCCCCGAACUGAGCCCACCCACCCCCCCGGGGCACCGCGGGACCCCCCGGCACACCCCGCCGAGCGCUCGGGUCGGCAGCCUGUCGAGCAGCCCCGAGGACAUGUCGGCCGAGGACGGGCGCGAGACGUCGUCGGGGAUCGAGGUGGAGGCGUCGGACGUGAGCCUGAGCCUGACGGGGGACGAGCCGGCGGCGCCCGCGCGCGGCCCCCGCGGGGACACGGACAGCGACAGCUCCGGGGAGCGCGACUCGGACAGCAUGGACGACACCGGCCACUACUCCAUCCCCGAGGAGCCGCGCGGCGACGGCGACGAGGAGGAGGACGAGGAGGAGGAGGAGGAGGAGGAGGAGCAGCGGCGCUCCCGCCGCCGCUCCCUGCGCAAGCGGCCGCCCCACGAGCGCGACUCGUCGGACGAGGAGCAGGCGCUGGAGGACUGGGUGGCCUCGGAGACGUGGGCGCUGCCGCGGCCGCGCUGGAGGGCGAUCCCCGCGCUGCGGCAGCGCCAGCUCGGCUCCUGCGCCCGCUUCGUGCCCGAGGCCUGCGGGGCGCGGCUCUUCGUGCAGCGCUUCCGCCUGCAGCACGGCCUGGAGGGCCACACGGGCUGCGUCAACACCCUGCACUUCAACCAGCGCGGCACCCGCCUGGCCAGCGGCAGCGACGACCUCAAGGUGCUCGUGUGGGACUGGCUGAGGCGCCGCCCCGUCCUGCAGUUCGACAGCGGCCACAAGAGCAACGUCUUCCAGGCGAAGUUCCUGCCCAACAGCGGGGACUCCACGCUGGCCAUGUGUGCGCGGGACGGGCAGGUCCGCGUGGCCGAGCUCUCGGCCACCCAGUGCUGCCGCAGCACCAAGCGCGUGGCCCAGCACAAGGGGGCCUCCCACAAGCUGGCGCUAGAGCCGGACUCUCCGUGCACGUUCCUGUCGGCAGGCGAGGACGCCGUCGUGUUCACCAUCGACCUGCGGCAGGACCGACCCGCCUCGAAGCUGGUGGUGACGAAGGAGAAGGAGAAGAAGGUGGGGCUUUACACCAUCUACGUCAACCCGGCCAACACCUUCCACUUCGCCGUGGGCGGCAGAGACCAGUUCGUGAGGAUUUACGACCAGAGGAAGAUCAACGAGAACGAGAACAACGGGGUCCUCAAGAAGUUCUGCCCCCACCACCUGGUGAACAGCGAGUCCAAAGCCAACAUCACCUGCCUCGUCUACAGCCACGACGGCUCAGAGCUCCUGGCGAGCUACAACGACGAGGACAUUUACCUGUUCGACUCCUGCCACAGCGACGGCGCCCAGUACAUCAAGCGCUACAAGGGGCACCGCAACAACGCCACGGUGAAAGGGGUGAAUUUCUACGGCCCCAAGAGCGAGUUCGUGGUGAGCGGCAGCGACUGCGGCCACAUCUUCCUGUGGGAAAAGUCCUCGUGCCAGAUCGUGCAGUUCAUGGAGGGGGACAAGGGGGGCGUGGUGAACUGCCUGGAGCCCCACCCCCACCUGCCCGUCCUGGCCACGAGUGGCCUCGACCACGACGUCAAAAUUUGGGCCCCCACGGCCGAGACCCCCACGGAGCUCACAGGGCUCAAGGAGGUGAUCAAGAAGAACAAGGUGGAGCGGGACGAGGACAGCCUGCACCACACGGACAUGUUCGACAGCCACAUGCUCUGGUUCCUCAUGCACCACCUGCGCCAGCGCCGCCACCACCGGGUACGGCUCGGCCCCGCCCCCCCAAAAACGGGGCUGAGGCCUCACAAACUCACCAAGUCCCUCUGCAGCCACUCGGGGGGGCAGAGACCCCCCCCCAAAUUCACCUGA